This is a messenger RNA of Mangifera indica (mango), 2521 nucleotides long. Its product is annotated as translation factor GUF1 homolog, mitochondrial. Gene Ontology annotation, molecular function: GTP binding; mitochondrial ribosome binding; GTPase activity. The coding region runs from base 45 to 2072 and encodes 675 amino acids. NCBI's taxonomy places the organism in Eukaryota, Viridiplantae, Streptophyta, Magnoliopsida, Sapindales, Anacardiaceae. The transcript is spliced from 12 exons. Gene Ontology annotation, biological process: positive regulation of translation. The record is from RefSeq and is a predicted model, not a curated record. Gene Ontology annotation, cellular component: mitochondrion.
CGUCUUGUAAUUCAUCAUUGCCAGUCUCUGCUAAAACCCCGCAAAUGGGUUCUCUCUAUAGAGCUUCGAGAACCCUAAAAAAGCCUCAGAACAUACUUUCUACAAUCCUCAGAGCCAACCCCCUAAAUUCUAGGUUCAGCCAAAGCCAAAACCAGGCUGAUUUCUGCAAUUUAACUCGCUUGUUUUGCUCUCAUUCUCGUCAUAACGGCCCCAAAGACAGCACUAAUAUAGACUUGACUCAAUACCCUCCUGAGAAAAUCAGAAACUUCUCUAUAAUUGCCCAUGUUGACCACGGAAAGUCAACUUUAGCUGACCGGCUCUUGGAGCUCACUGGGACUAUCAAAAGAGGACAUGGGCAGCCUCAGUAUCUUGAUAAGUUGCAGGUGGAGAGGGAAAGAGGAAUUACUGUGAAAGCUCAGACAGCAACUAUGUUCUACAAGCACAAGGUUAAUGGCCCUGGCAUUGACGAAACUGAUGAACCAUCAAGUUUUUUACUGAAUCUUAUUGACACACCUGGUCAUGUGGAUUUCAGCUAUGAAGUGUCAAGAUCCCUGGCAGCUUGCCAAGGUGCCCUUCUGGUGGUGGAUGCGGCCCAAGGUGUGCAGGCACAAACUGUGGCUAACUUUUAUCUUGCUUUUGAGUCUAACCUCACUAUUAUACCUGUCAUAAACAAAAUUGAUCAGCCAACUGCUGAUCCCGAUCGUGUCAAAGCUCAGCUGAAAUCCAUGUUUGAUCUCGAGCCUAGUGAUACCCUUUUAACCUCUGCUAAAACGGGGCUAGGUCUUGAGCAUGUCCUUCCUGCUGUCAUAGAGAGGAUACCUCCCCCUCCUGGGGUUGUGAACUCAACUUUGCGUAUGCUUCUGUUGGAUUCUUAUUAUGAUGAAUACAAAGGAGUAAUUUGCCAUGUUGCAGUUGUUGAUGGUACACUGCACAAAGGAGAUAAGAUUGCUUCUGCUGCAACUGGUCACAGUUAUGAAAUUAUGGAUGUUGGAAUCAUGCAUCCUGAACUCAAACCUACUGGUGUCCUUCUAACUGGACAGGUGGGUUAUGUUGUGACUGGCAUGCGUUCAACAAAGGAGGCACGAAUUGGUGACACUUUACAUCACAGUAAGAGUACUGUAGAGCCUCUUCCAGGUUUUAAACCUGCAAAGCAUAUGGUGUUUUCUGGUCUUUAUCCUGCUGAUGGAUCUGAUUUUGAAGCUCUCAAUAAUGCUAUAGAGAGACUUACCUGCAAUGAUGCUAGUGUCUCUGUUACCAAAGAGAGCAGCACAGCACUUGGACUCGGUUUUAGGUGUGGUUUCUUAGGCUUACUUCACAUGGAUGUUUUCCAUCAGCGACUUGAACAGGAAUAUGGUGCACAUGUCAUUUCAACAGUUCCCACUGUUCCUUAUAUAUUUGAGUAUUCUGAUGGGAGCAAAGUAGAAGUUCAGAAUCCUGCUGCAUUGCCAUCUAAUCCCAAACAACGAGUCACAGCUUCCUGGGAACCUACAGUUUUAGCUACAAUUAUCAUUCCUAGUGAGUAUGUGGGAUCUGUUAUUACUCUUUGCUCUGAGAGGAGAGGACAGCAGUUGGAGUACUCAUUUAUUGACAGUCAACGGGCAUUUAUGAAGUAUCGCCUACCUUUGAGGGAGAUUGUUGUUGAUUUCUAUAAUGAAUUGAAGAGUAUAACAUCUGGUUAUGCAUCAUUUGAUUAUGAAGACUCAGAAUAUCAAGAAUCUGAUUUGGUGAAACUUGAUAUCCUCUUAAAUGGACAACCAGUUGAUGCAAUGGCAACAAUUGUUCACAAAUUAAAGGCACAGCGUCUUGGUCGUGAACUGGUAGAUAAGUUGAAGAAACAUAUUGACAGGCAAAUGUUCGAGAUAGUCAUACAAGCUGCGAUUGGAUCAAAAAUUAUUGCAAGGGAAACGCUUUCUGCUAUGAGAAAGAAUGUUCUUGCAAAGUGUUAUGGUGGAGACGUUACUAGGAAGAGGAAACUAUUGGAGAAGCAGAAGGAAGGAAAGAAACGAAUGAAGCGUGUUGGUUCAGUUGAUAUACCUCAGGAAGCUUUUCAUGAACUAUUAAAAGUUUCAUAGAGAGAAUUGCUCUCAGAGCCAGCCAAACUUUUAAGGUUGCUGGUUGAAUGACUCAUCCGAAUUCAUUACCCUGCUGAGUUGCCUAGUCUCUCUUAGCCUGUGCCUAGAAAUUUUGCCUUGAAAGGUUCUUGGAAAGAGUUAUCGCGGUUUCAUCGCUGUGGCGUGGAGGUUGUUGGAUACACUGCCCCUGUUGAUCUGGUACAGAACUGUCUUGCGUAAACAGCUGGAUUUAUUAAUGACUAACCAGCAACAAUUCUGCUUAUAAAUUAUGUAUAACAGCAAUGUGAUACCAACAAUAAUGAGGUGUAGGCUAGAUAGCCCUUUUUGUUUUUCCGAUUACUUUGGUGAGACUGAAAUAUGACAGUUUAUUCAUUGUUACCCUCUCAUAGGUAGUACAAUAUUCUGAUUUGUUUAUAAUAAUAUCAACAUAAGUGGCUUUAAAUCUUCAA